AUGGGCGACCUGGAGCUGCUGCUGCUGCCCGGGGAAGCUGAGGUGUUGGUGCGGGGACUUCGCAGCUUCCCGCUGCUGGAGAUGGGCUCUGGAGGGUGGAGCCAGCAGCAUGAGAACCUGGAGAAGCUGAACAUGCAGGCCAUCCUUGAUGCCACGGCCAGCCGAGGGGAGCCCAUCCAGGAGCUGCUGGUCACCCAUGGGAAGAUUCCGACGCUGGUGGAGGAGCUGAUCGCAGUGGAGAUGUGGAAGCAGAAGGUGUUCCCUGUGCUGUGCAAGCUGGAGGACUUCACGCCCCAGAACACGUUUCCUAUAUACAUGGUGGUACACCAUGAGGCUUCCAUCAUCAAUCUCCUGGAGACCGUGUUCUUCCACAAGGAGGUGUGUGAGUCAGCAGAGGAUACCGUCUUGGACCUGGUGGACUACUGCCACCGCAAACUGACUCUGCUGGUCGCCCGGACUGGCCGUGGUGGCCCCCAGGAGGAGGAGGAGUCCCCGCAUAGCACCCCCAUGCAGGAGCUGCAGGUGCAGGCAGAGCUGAUGGAAUUUGAAAUUGCGCUGAAGGCACUCUCAGUGCUCCGCUACAUCACUGACUGCGUGGACAGCCUUUCCCUGAGCACCCUGAGCCGCAUGCUCAGCACCCACAACCUGCCCUGCCUGCUGGUGGAACUGCUGGAGCACAGCCCCUGGAGCCGCAGGGAAGGAGGCAAGCUGCAGCAAUUUCAGGGAGGCCGCUGGCACACAGUGGCCCCCUCGGAGCAGCAAAAGCUGAGCAAGUUGGACGGGCAGGUGUGGAUUGCCCUGUACAACCUGCUGCUGAGCCCUGAGGCCCGGGCCCGCUACUGCCUCACAAGCUUUGCCAAAGGGCAGCUACUCAAGCUUCGGGCCUUCCUCACAGACACGCUGCUUGACCAGCUGCCCAACCUGGCAGACCUGCAGGGUUUCCUGGCCCACCUGGCCCUGGCCGAACCCCAGCCCCCUAAGAAGGACCUGGUGUUUGAACAGAUCCCGGAAAUCUGGGAGCGGCUAGAGCGAGAGAACAAAGGCAAGUGGAAGGCUAUUGCCAAGCAUCAGCUGCGGCAUGUGUUCAGCCCCUCGGAGCAAGACCUCCGGCAGCAGGCACGAAGGUGGGCUGAGACCUACAGCCUGGAUGUGCUAGAGGCAGUGGCUCCGGAGCGGCCCCGCUGUGCCCACUGUGGCGCAGAGGCUUCCAAACGCUGCUCCCGGUGCCAGAAGGAGUGGUAUUGUUGCAGGGAGUGCCAAGUCAAGCACUGGGGAGAGCAUGGAAAGACUUGUGUGCCGGCAGCCCAGGGUGAAAGAGCGAAGUGAAGGCUGCCGCUGCUGAAGGCCGACCACCAAUGCCAUACUGCCCAGCCCAAACGGGUCCCUAACCCUCAGGGACUCAGCCUGGCCUCGGCUAGGGCCCCAGCCUCCCAGGUGUUGAGAGCAGGCAGGGGAGAGCAGGCGUCCCAUCUCUCCCAGCA
Messenger RNA from Pteronotus mesoamericanus, 1481 nucleotides. It is a transcript of the gene ZMYND10, whose product is annotated as zinc finger MYND-type containing 10. The record is from RefSeq and is a predicted model, not a curated record. The transcript is spliced from 12 exons. Gene Ontology annotation, cellular component: centriolar satellite; cytoplasm. The coding region runs from base 1 to 1326 and encodes 441 amino acids. NCBI's taxonomy places the organism in Eukaryota, Metazoa, Chordata, Mammalia, Chiroptera, Mormoopidae. Gene Ontology annotation, biological process: motile cilium assembly; outer dynein arm assembly; inner dynein arm assembly.